This is a messenger RNA of Ochotona princeps (American pika), 4581 nucleotides long. Its product is annotated as KIAA0232 ortholog. The transcript has 9 exons. Bases 415 to 4581 code for a protein of 1388 amino acids. The record is from RefSeq and is a predicted model, not a curated record. Lineage: Eukaryota; Metazoa; Chordata; Mammalia; Lagomorpha; Ochotonidae.
CGGAGCGGAGCGGCUGCGGCGCGCCGCCUCCCGCCCUCCGCCGAGUGGCGCCGGGGCAGCGGCUCGUACGUCAGGCGCAGGCCAGGGCCGCCCGGCGUCGGCAGCGCCCGCAGCCCCUCGGAGCGAGAGGAGAGGCGCCCCCGCCGGCCGCCGGGGCAGGUUCUGCCAGAAACUUCCAUUUGGCCUCAAUGUGAAAUCAAAGUAGAAAUUUCCAUCCGUGUGUAUGUUGCUUCAGGAGCCCUGGGUCAUGUCUGAAGAGGGAAGCUGUGUUCCCGACAGCUGAGCGCCUGCGGAAAUCCAUGCUGCCCCUCGAGGUGCAGCGUGUCGCCGCCUCCCCGGAGUGACGAGCCAGGCAGCCGCACGCAGCCGCCCAGAGCAUGCCGUGCGCCCUAAGCAUGCCGGCCACCUAGACUCAUGCGCCCUGCCUGUCCAGCUGUGGAUGCUCUGCCGUCGGGAAGCUCCUCACAUCCUUCCCGGGGCCCUGCGUGUGCUGCCGAGAUGUCUCUGCUUCAUGCCUUGGGCCCCGUGCAAACCUGGCUGGGACAAGAGCUCGAGAAAUGUGGCAUCGAUGCCAUGAUCUACACACGCUACGUCCUCAGCCUCCUGCUGCAUGACAGCUACGACUACGACCUGCAGGAACAGGAGAAUGACAUCUUCCGGGGCUGGGAAAAAGGAGCUUGUAAGAAGUGGGGGAAGAGUAAGAAGAAGUGCCCGGAUCUGACUCUGGAGGAGAGGAAGAAGCAGGCUGCUGUGCAGUGUCUCCGCUCGGCCUCGGAUGAAAGCUCUGGGAUCGAGACGUUGGUGGAGGAGCUGUGCUCCAGGCUGAAAGACCUACAGAGCAAGCAAGAAGAGAAGAUUCACAAAAAAUUGGAGGGGUCUCCCUCUCCAGAGGCGGAAUUGUCCCCCACAGCAAAGGAUCAAGUGGAAAUGUACUAUGAAGCCUUUCCGCCACUUUCUGAGAAGCCAGUCUGCCUGCAGGAAGUCAUGACUGUGUGGAACAAGUCCAAAGUCUGUUCUUAUUCUAGCUCCUCUUCGUCAUCCACAGCGCCCCCAGCCAGCACAGGCCCGUCGUCUCCCAAGGACUGCCACAGUGAGAGCGAGACCAUCCAGGAGAGAAGCAGCAAAGCGCCCUGCACUGCGCCCGAAGGGACCCAGCGCAGAAGCCUCGAGGAAGAGGUCAAGGUCGGGAACGGCACCGCUCAGGAAAAGCCCGCCUUGUACAAGAAGCAGAUCCGACAGAAGCCCCAAGGGAAGGCUCGGCCUCGCUCGUGGUCCUCCGGCUCCAGCGAGGCCGGCUCCAGCUCCAGCGGGAACCAGGCAGAGCUGAGAGCAUCCCUGAAGUACGUGAAAGUGAGACACAAGGCUCGAGAAAUCCGAAACAGAAAAGGCCGCAGCGGGCCGGGCAGGCUGGCCCUGAAGCAGGGCGAGAAGGGGGACCGGAGCGGCCACGCUGGAAGCAGCAGCAGCGGCAGCGGCUCGGUCAGACAGCUCUGCAGACGGGGCAAGCGGGCCCUGAAGGAGGCUGGGAGGAGAGAGCCUGGGAGCGCCGGAGGGCCCGACGUGUGCGUGGCCAGCGGGAACGACAGGGAGUACAAGGAGGAGCCGCUGUGGUACACGGAGCCCAUCGCGGAGUACUUCAUUCCUUUGAGCAGGAAAAGUAAACUGGAGACCACGUACCGGCACAGGCCGGAGACAAGCGAGCUGACGGCCGAGGCGGUGGAGGAGCUGUCUGGGGCCGUGCAUGGGCUUUGUAUCAGCAACAAUAAUAUUCCUAAAACAUACCUCGCAGCAGGCACUUUCAUUGAUGGCCAUUUUGUCGAAAUGCCUGCGGUUAUCAAUGAGGACAAUGACCUCACUGGGACCUCAUUCUGUUCUCUGCCGGAGGACAGCGAAUACCUGGAUGAUAUUCAUCUCUCAGAAUUAACACACUUCUAUGAAGUGGAUAUUGACCAAUCCAUGUUGGAUCCUGGUGCCUCAGAAACCAUGCAAGGAGAAAGUCGGAUUUUGAAUAUGAUUCGACAAAAAAGCAAAGAGAAUACAAAUUUUGAGGCAGAAUGUUGCAUAGUGUUAGAUGGGAUGGAGUUGCAAGGGGAACGUGCAAUAUGGACAGACUCGACCAGCCCCGUGGGUGCCGAGGGCCUGCUCCUGCAGGACCUUGGCAACCUGGCUCAGUUUUGGGAAUGCUGCUCCUCCAGCUCGGGUGAUGCCGACGGAGAGAGUUUUGGGGGAGAGUCUCCAGUUAGACUGUCGCCCAUCUUGGACGGCACGAUGUUCAGUUCACACUUGCUCGCUGGCAAGCAAGAGCUGUUUCCGGAGAUGGCCGAAGGAGCCGGCGGCGUGAGCUCUGGUCUCUCGGUGUUUGAAGUGCAAUGCAGUAAGUCUGUUCUCCCGUUUCCUUUUGAAACACUCAACUUGGGAAACGAAGACACAGGUUCCAGUGCUAACGUGCUUGGGAAGACGCAAUCCAGACUGCUCCUAUGGGCCAAAAAUAGUGCCUUUGAAGAAAACGAACACUGUUCUAAUCUUUCAACAAGAACUUGUAGUCCAUGGUCCCAUUCGGAAGAAACACGUUCAGACAACGAGACGCUAAACAUUCAGUUUGAAGAAUCCACACAGUUUAAUGCAGAGGAUAUUAAUUAUGUCGUUCCUGGAGUCUCGGCAAAUUAUGUAGACGAAGAACUGCUAGAUUUUUUGCAAAAUGAAGCUGGUCAGCGAAACAGAACUCUAGGAGAAAUUCCUACAUUGGUUUUCAAGAAAAAAUCUAAACUAGAAUCUGUGUGUGGUAUUCCACUAGAACAAAAACCAGACAACAAAAACUUUGAAACUCCACAAGUAGGGAGUGAGAGUGGUCCACGUGGAGAUGGCUACACCUCAGGGGUUAUUAAGGACAUUUGGACAAAGAUGGCAGAUGGGAGCUCUUUGGCCACAGUAGAACUAGAAGGGAUUGACGAUGAGUUGUUUUCAGCAGAUGUGGAUAGCUGCUGCUGCUGUUUGGGUCCUGAGGCCAAGGUGGAGGCCCUGGAGCAGCCGCACAGGGCUGUGCAGAGGUCAGAAUACCACCUUUGGGAGGGGCAGAAGGAGAACCCAGAGAAAAGAGUGUUUGUUCCUAGGGAGCUGUCCAAGGCGGGUGGGGGGGAUUACACCACGCCCUCCAAGCCCUGGGCUGUCGCUCAGGACAAAGAGAGCACGUUCAUUCUCGGGGGAGUCUAUGGAGAACUCAAGGCCUUCGGCAGCGAUGGGGAGUGGGCUGUGCUCCCACCCGGCCCCGCGAGAGGAAGCUUGUCGCAGUGUGCGGCUUCCCACGUCGUGACCAUUGCAGGCACAGACGUCUGUGUGACCCCCGGAAGCAGCUUCGCUCCCGGCCACAGACAGCUGUGGAAACCCUUCGUGUCACUUGAGCACAACGAUCAGCCGAAGAGCGGAGAAAAUGGAUUAAACAAGGGAUUUUCUUUUAUCUUCCAUGAAGACUUACUAGGAGCUUGCAGUAACUUUCAAGUGGAAGAUCCCGGACUCGAGUAUUCAUUCUCUUCCUUUGACUUCAGCAAUCCAUUUUCACAAGUUCUGCACGUGGAAUGUUCGCUGGAACCCGAGGGCAUUGCGUCUUUGAGCCCCAGCUUCAAGCCCAAGUCCAUCCUCUGCUCUGAGUCAGACGGUGAGGCCUUUCACCCUCGGAUCUGCGGGGUUGACAGGACGCAGUACAGGGCCAUUCGCAUCUCUCCUCGGACUCACUUCCGCCCCAUCUCUGCAUCAGAGCUGUCCCCAGCGGGAGGAAGUGAGUCCGAGUUUGAGUCUGAGAAAGACGAAGCGAACAUCCCCGUCCCUUCUCGGGUUGACGUGUUUGAGGAUCCACAGGCCGACCUCAGGCCUCUGGAAGAAGAUGCAGAGAAGGAAGGCCACUACUAUGGGAAGUCAGAGCUUGAGUCUGGAAAAUUCCUGCCUCGGUUAAAGAAGUCCGGGAUGGAGAAGAGUGCUCAGACCUCCCUUGAUUCGCAGGAGGAGGCAGCAGGCAUCCUGCUGGGAGCCAAGCCAGAUCCGUGCUUGGGGUGCAGCAAGAGCCAGUCUCUGGAGACUGAUCUGGAGAGCUCGGAAGCAAACUGUAAAAUAAUGACACAGUGCGAGGAAGAAGUGAGUCACUUGUGCAGUUGCAGGGCAGGUUGCCAGUUCCCUGCUUACGAAGAUAAUCCAGUCUCUUCAGGACACCUGCGAGAGUUUCCACUGUUGAAUACUGAUGUACAAGGAGUGAGUAGAAGCCAAGAAAAGCAGACCUGGUGGGAGAAAGCCUUGGACUCCCCCCUUUUCCCUGCGUCGGAUUGUGAAGAAUGUUAUACAAAUGCCAAGGGAGAGAAUGGUAUAGAAGAAUAUCCAGACGUUAAAGAGAUACCCAGUAAUGAAGAGCGUCUGUUAGAUUUUAAUAGGGUGUCUUCUGUUUAUGAAGCUCGGUGCACGGCGGACCGGGACCCCGGCGCGCCCUCGGGUGGCUCCGUGGGCAGCGUGGGCAGCAGCGGCGCGGCGGACGCGGGCUCGGAAGGCGGCUGGGCGGAGCCCCGCGCCCAGGGGCUCUUCUCGCGCACGCAUCUCUAA